AUGGAGUAUCGCGGGUACGACAGCGUCGGCGUGGCCACCCGGAGCCGGGGCAGGAUUCAGGUAAGGAAGGGCGUCGGCGGGGUGUCCGCCGUAAACGAGUCCGUCGGGCUGGACUCGAUGAAAGGCACCAUCGGAAUAGGCCACACCCGAUGGGCGUCCCACGGUGGCAUAACGGAUAUCAACGCGCACCCUCACUCUAGCAGCACCGGCGGCCUGGCCUUGGUGCACAACGGCAUAGUCGAGAACCACAAGGAGCUCAAGGAGGAGCUGCUGUCCUGCGGGUUUACAUUCGAGUCGGAGACUGACACCGAGGUGCUGGCAAACCUGCUCCAGAAGAACUAUGACGAUGCGGGCGACAUCCUGGAGGCCGUGCUCAGGACCGUGCGCAGGAUACGUGGCGACUAUGCGUUUGUGGCCAUGUUUGAGGACGGCACGCUGGCAGCCGCCAGGCUUCACGUGCCGCUGAUCAUAGGUGUCAGGGGCGGCGCGCACUUUCUGUCAAGCGACGUAUUGGGAUUCAUCGAGAAGACCGAUGACGCCAUAUACAUGGACAGCGGGGACGUGGCAGUCAUCGGGGACGCGGGUCUGGACAUCUACGACUUUGAGGGGAACCGGGUCAGGAGGCCGCUGACCAAGGUCUCAAAGGAGUUUGCCGACGUGUACAGGGGCGAGUUUGCCCACUUUACGCAAAAGGAGAUAUCCGAGCAGCCAGACACGGGCUCCGGUCCGGCGAGGGGGCCGCAGACGCCAUAG
Molecule: messenger RNA, 753 nt
Organism: Geodia barretti
Lineage: Eukaryota; Metazoa; Porifera; Demospongiae; Tetractinellida; Geodiidae
Source: the annotation of a GenBank genome assembly